Messenger RNA from Menidia menidia (Atlantic silverside), 5253 nucleotides. Lineage: Eukaryota; Metazoa; Chordata; Actinopteri; Atheriniformes; Atherinopsidae. The record is from the annotation of a GenBank genome assembly.
CUUUUCCUUUUUUAUAGAAUGGUCCCACGUGGGUAACAGAGGAAACUCCACCUCGUGCGAUUCAUCUUUACGGCAUGACAUGAAAUCUCGAAACACCACAAUACAGAGAUAAUUCAGAAAAAUGCUGUUUGGAAAAGAUGUCCCAUGGCGGCGUUUAGAGGGCAUGUCGUUUGGCAUGUACUCGGCCGAAGAAGUAAGGAAGUUGAGCGUGAAGACGAUCACCAAUUUCAGGUUUCUUGACGCUGUUGGAAAUGUGGCCCCCAACAGUCUGUACGAUCUGGCCCUGGGGUCAGCAGACAUGAAAGAGGUCUGUUCAACUUGCUGUCAGGAUUUUAACAACUGUCCGGGACAUCUUGGACACAUAGAGCUGCCUCUACCAGUAUAUAAUCCGCUGUUCUUUGAUAAACUUUACCUGUUGAUUCGUGGCUCCUGUUUUUCUUGCCAUGCAUUGACUUGUCCCCGAGCUUCCAUCCACCUGCUGCUCAACCAGCUAAAGUUGGUGGACCAUGGAGCCAUGCAACAGGUGUACCUUAUUGAGCAAGUUCUUUGCCAGCACCUUGAAGAGAAUCCCAAAGCCACAGGAGACGAGAUUGAGCAAAUACUGAAGCAGUUCACAGAGGGGAUAGUCGGGCAGAAUGCCGAAGGAUCAGAGACCUCCAAACCUAUUAAACAUCUUGUAGAAAAGAAAAGCAGCCUGAUCAAUGACUUCUGGAAAAGCCAAAUGAAAACCAGGACCUGUCCCCACUGUAGUGGCAAGCGAUCUACAGUGCGUCGUGAGCAUAACAGCAAGCUGAUCGUCACAAUGCCUUUGGGAGCUCAAACCCCUGAUGGUACCAGUGAACCUCUCUUCCAUCUUCAUGCAGAUGAACAAAUGGCUGGAAAGAGAGUCUACCUGACUGCCAGCACGGCUAGAGAACAUGUCAAUAAACUUUGGGAAAAAGAAGGUUUCUUCCUCAAAUGUCUUUUUCCUGGGUUGGAGGAGACCACGGGGUCUGCAGAGAAAGUGAAGGGUUACUAUCCAGACCUCUUCUUCCUGGAGCUAAUGGUGGUCCCACCUUGCAGAUAUCGUCCAAUCAAUCGACUGGGUGACCAAAUGUUUACCAACGGUCAGACUGUCAACAUGCAGGCUGUGAUGAAGGACUGUGGGGUCAUACGAAAACUUCUGGCUCUCAUAGCUGGAGAAAAGAUUACUAAGGAAGCAGAGGCUGUGGAGCCGACUGACCAGACUUUUCUUAAUGGGAUCACCGGGCUGACGUUAACAGAUAAACUCUACAACACGUGGAUCCGCCUGCAGAGCCACGUCAACAUCGUCUUCGACAGUGACAUGGACAAACUGAUGACAGAGAAAUACCCAGGAAUCAGACAGAUCCUUGAAAAGAAAGAUGGCUUGUUCCGCAAGCACAUGAUGGGGAAACGAGUGGACUUUGCUGCCCGAUCAGUCAUUUGUCCUGAUAUGUACAUAGGAACCAACGAGAUCGGAAUACCUAUGGUUUUCGCCAAAAAGCUGACCUACCCUCAGCCCGUCACCCCGUGGAACGUAAAGGAGCUCCGUCAGGCUGUUCUCAAUGGGCCCAACGUCCACCCUGGUGCCUCCAUGGUGAUUAACGAGGACGGCAGGAAAACCAUUCUGUCAGCCACGAACCUGGCACAGAGGGAAGCAGUCGCUAAGCAACUGCUGACCCCCUCACCCGGUCCACACAAGAUGCCCAUGAAGAUAGUGAAUCGUCAUAUAAAGAACGGAGAUGUUUUAUUACUCAACCGACAGCCGACGCUGCACAGACCCUCCAUACAAGCCCACUGUGCUCGGAUCUUACCCGGCGAGAAGGUGCUGAGACUACAUUACGCCAACUGUAAGGCUUACAACGCUGACUUUGACGGAGAUGAAAUGAAUGCCCACUUCCCUCAAAGUGAGCUUGGCAGGGCGGAGGCGUACACGUUAGUCAGCACUAACCAGCAGUACCUCGUCCCCAAGGAUGGCAAACCUUUAGCAGGUCUGAUCCAGGACCACAUGGUUUCAGGAACGAGGAUGACGAUACGAGGCUGCUUCUUUACCAGAGACCAGUAUACUGAGUUGGUGUAUAGGGGACUGACUGACAAGCAGGGCAGAGUAAAGCUUCUGCCUCCAGCUAUAGUCAAACCACAACCUCUAUGGACUGGAAAGCAGGUGGUGUCCACUCUUCUGCUGAAUGUAAUCCCUCAGAAGGCUGUGCCUCUUAACCUGUUUGGGAAAUCAAAAAUCCCGAGCAAGGCAUGGAUCAAAGAGCCCCCACGAGCAACUCCUGGAUACAAACCUGAGAGCAUGUGUGACUCACAGGUGGUGAUCCGUCAGGGAGAGCUGCUUGUUGGGGUUCUUGACAAAGCUCAUUACGGCUCCUCAGCCUACGGUUUGGUGCACUGCUGUUAUGAACUAUAUGGCGGCGACACCAGUGGGAAGCUGCUCAGCUGCCUUGCUCGUCUCUUCACCGCAUACCUGCAGCUGUACAGAGGCUUUACGCUGGGUGUGGAGGACAUCUUGGUGAAACCAGGGGCCAACAUCCAGAGAACAAAACUUAUUAAACAAUCUCUGAAGAUUGGGACCAAAGCCCUCCAGGCAGCGUUCAACCUGCCUCCUAAUGUAGACAUAGCUGAAGCCCAAAGUCGAUGGCAGGAUGCUCACCUCAACCCCGACCAGAGAGACUUCAGCAUGGCUGACCACAAGUUCAAAGAAGUUGCUAACCAAGUCAACAAUGAUAUCAACAAGGUCUGCAUGCCGGUCGGACUGCACACAUCUUUCCCAGACAACAACCUCCAACUGAUGGUGCAGUCUGGAGCAAAAGGGUCUACUGUGAACACCAUGCAGAUCUCAUGUCUGCUUGGCCAGAUUGAAUUGGAGGGCCGUAGGCCUCCUCUGAUGCCUUCUGGGAAAUUCUUGCCAUGCUUCCAGCCGUACGACCCUUCACCAGGGGCUGGGGGCUUUGUUUCUGGAAGGUUUCUCACAGGCAUCAAACCACAGGAGUUUUUCUUCCAUUGUAUGGCUGGCAGAGAAGGACUGGUGGACACAGCUGUGAAAACUUCCAGAUCAGGAUAUCUUCAGAGAUGCAUCAUAAAGCAUUUGGAGGGUUUGGUGGUGCAGUAUGACAUGACUGUGAGGGAUAGCGAUGGAUCUGUGGUUCAGUUCUUGUACGGUGAAGAUGGGCUGGACAUCCCUAAAACUCCAUUUCUGCAGCAAAGACAGUUUCCCUUUAUAGAAGACAACUAUGAGGUCAUACGGAGUUCUCAGGGUCUUGACAGUGUUCUGGCCCGUUUGGACCCUCAAACUGCCAGGCAUCACUUUGCAGCCAUCCAGCGCUGGAAAACAAAGCGAGAGAUGGCGUGCCCCCGGAGAGGAGCAUUCUUGCUAUUUUCCCAAAAGAAGUUGACAAAACUAAAAGAGACCAUGCAAGGGACAGAGUCCAGUGGAGACACUGCAAUAAAGCAGAACUCUUCUCAGCUGGAACAGCAGUGGCAUGCCCUGGAUGAAGAUGGCAGGACAAAAUACAUCAGGAAAUCCUGUCGUUGCCCAGACCCAUCGCUGGGCGUUUUUAGGCCUGACGUGUGCUUCGGCUCUGUAUCUGAGAACUUCUAUGACAUCACAGAGAAGUACCUCCAGAGUAGGAAUUGCACUAGUCCAGACAGCGUGGACACAGACAGCCUUCGCAAGCUGUUGCAUUACAAGUGGCAGCGCUCACUGUGCGACCCGGGCGAGGCUGUGGGUCUGCUAGCAGCCCAGUCCAUAGGUGAGCCCUCCACCCAGAUGACGCUGAACACCUUCCACUUUGCUGGCAGGGGAGAAAUGAACGUCACUUUGGGAAUACCUCGACUGCGAGAGAUCCUGAUGGUGGCCAGUUCCAAUAUUAAAACACCUAUGAUGAGCAUCCCUGUGCUGACCAACAAGAAGGCUCAGAAAAAGGCAAAGAUGCUGCGGAAGAAACUCACCAGGGUUUGUCUAGCUGAGGUGCUGCAGAAUGUGGACGUCGUUGAGACACUGCUAAUUGAAAAUGAUCAAAAGCUGCGUGCAUUCAAGGUUGCCUUUCAUUUCCUGCCACCUGAACGCUAUAGUGACGAUAAGCUGUUAUCACCACAUCAGAUCCUCCACUACAUGGAAACAAGGUUUUUCCGUCUCCUCCUUGAAGCCAUUAAAAAGCGCACAGCCAAGCUGGCCUCUAUCGCUGUGGAGACGAGGAGGGCCACCCCCAGAGAUGCGGAUGGCGGGGGCGCAGCCGCCACACCAGGGUUCGGUGACGGGGAAGGAGAGGAGGAGAGAGAGAUUGUUGAUGACCAGGGGGAGGAAGGAGAUGCUGACGCAACGGAUGCCAAGAGAAGAGGCAAACAGGAAGAAGAGGUUGACUAUGAAAGCGAGGAUGAGGAUGAACGUGAGGACACUGAAGAUAAAGAGGAACGGGCCGAAGGGGAGGAUGUAGAGAACGGACAGGCGAUUGCUGUGGAGGAGCCUCAACCGCAGUCUGCUGGGGAGAGGGUAGCAAAGGGCAAGAAACAAGCAAAAAGAGUGGUGGGGGAGGGAUCCUCGGUCCAGAUGAGGGUAAACUCGGUCCUGGAAGUACACUCGGCCAUUCAGAAAUACAGCUUUGAUGAGCAGAAUGAACUCUGGUGUGAGGUCGAGCUUGCCUUACCUGUGACCAAAGUGCACUUUGACCUGACCUCGGUCCUGUCCACGCUGGCUAAGAACGCAGUCGUAAUGGAAACCAAGGGCCUGACACGCUGCCUGCUAAGUGAAACUACGACCGAGUCCGGAGAAAAAGAGACCGUUCUAAAUACAGAGGGCAUCAACAUGUAUGAAAUAUUCAAGUACAGCAACAUUUUGGACAUCAAUAGGCUGUACUCCAAUGAGGUCCAUGCCAUGGCUAGUACCUAUGGUAUUGAAGUGGCUCUGAAAGUCAUUGAGAAGGAGAUCAAAGACGUGUUUGCAGUCUAUGGUAUCGAGGUUGACCCCCGACAUCUGUCACUGAUGGCAGAUUACAUGUGUUUCGAAGGCGUGUACAAGCCACUAAACCGGCACGCCAUUCAGUCCAAUUCCUCUCCCCUUCAGCAGAUGACCUUUGAAACCAGCUACAAAUUCCUUAAACAAGCGACCAUGCUGGGGUCACAUGACCAGCUGGCGUCACCUUCCGCCUGCCUGGUGGUGGGAAAAGUGGUCAGAGGAGGGACAGGACUGUUUGAACUGAAGCAGCCUCUGCAGUAGAGGACUAAGCUGUUUUUUUUUUUUGUUUUUUUUGG